Molecule: messenger RNA, 1022 nt
Organism: Linum trigynum
Lineage: Eukaryota; Viridiplantae; Streptophyta; Magnoliopsida; Malpighiales; Linaceae
Source: the annotation of a GenBank genome assembly
UACGCAGGUUGGCUUCACUCACUAUUAGUAUAGCACUUAGGAUAACACUUAUCUCUCUAGAUUUGGCACUGACUUGAGCGUUGGAGUGCUAACGGGCAUCCCGAAGCCCAUUCGACGCUUGUCUUUGCAGGAUAUUGGCGCCUGUGUUGUGAGUCGGGCCUGGAUCACGACCAGUGGGACCCGGGUAUCUUGGCACAAACAAUUGGCGCACCAGAUAGGGGGCACACAGAUCUAGGCGCAUGGAAGGCAUGAACGAGGGAGAUACGGGUGAGCACGGAUCGAGAUCGGGGAGCUCCAAUCAGGCGGAGAGUGAGCAUCAAUUAGGCCAAGAGCUGAGCAUGGAAAUAGAAGGAGAGGGUAGCCAGGGGCUCCCAGCCAUGGAAAGUGAGUCCCUAUCAAAAAGGGAAUUAUUUCGAGUCAUAGCUGAUCAGGACAAAGCCAUAGCGUGGUUGAGGAGGGAGUUGGAAGGAGGACGGAGUGAAGAUGAGAGGACGUAUAGCCCCACGAUGAGAAAGCGGGAUAAAGCGGUUGACGACUCCGAAUCCAGUCAGCAAAGGCACCCAUAUUGCAUGGGGCCAAGUGAAGAAAUGACACCCCCAGGCGCCAACAUGCAUAGAGGGCGCCUGUUGAGCCCGUGAUGUCCAGCCCGGAGGAGCGCAACGUCCGGGCGCCCAGUCGGCCAACCAGGCGCUUCGGUGUAAGACAACCCCUGGCGCGAAGCGUUCUAAUGGAGCAAGCGAGGACAACGAUCAUUGCCGAGCUAUGACGGAGUCACCGACCCAGAAGAUCAUUUGAAUAGUUACUUCACAAGGUGCAGCUGUAUAAUAGCUCGGACGCCACUCUUUGCAAGGUGUUCCCGUCCAUGUUCGCGGGACUGAUCUUAGACUGGUACCAUCAAAUCGAGGAGGGGAGCAUUGACUGUUUCAAGCAAUUUGCGGAGCUGUUUUUAUCCAAGUUCGCGAGUCGGAAGCAUCGGACCUUGACUAUAGGCGCCCUGUUUAAGAUAAAGCAAAGGGAUGGUU